Molecule: messenger RNA, 2031 nt
Organism: Didymodactylos carnosus
Lineage: Eukaryota; Metazoa; Rotifera; Eurotatoria; Philodinida; Philodinidae
Source: the annotation of a GenBank genome assembly
AUGUCUAUGUCUGAAAAUCAUACAACAAUGUUAAUAUCAAGAUCUACUAUUGCGAAAAAUGAAACUGCACUAUUAUCACCCAAAAAUCAAAAUUUUAUUGGUGUAUGGCUUGAUGGUGACUGUGAACAGAAAACACAUGCUUCUAUAAAACAUGCACUCAAUGAUAUUUUUGAUUGUUUGAAAUCAUUCAGUCUGUUUCCUGAUUGUGUUACGUAUAUCAAUGGAUCUCAUCCUGGACAAUUGUUUUUUAUCGUAUCACAUGGAAUCGGUAUACAUCUAGUACCUCUUAUUAAAAGUAUGUCGCAGAUUGAGUAUAUCUAUGUAUACUGUACUGGUGAAACGGAGCAAAAUCACUGGGAUUCGGCAGUAACCAACAAGAUUCAAGGCGGAUUUAUCAAUGUCGAAAUGCUAAUUAAACAAAUACAAAACAACUUUUUAGCUUUCAAUGAGCAUACAGCGGUGGCAUCAGCAACUAACGUCAUCACCACCGUAGCAAAAGACCAAGAAAGCGACGGCAGUGCAGCUUAUGCUGUUCCACCAAUAUCUCUAUUCAGUGGAAAAAUCAAAAACAAUUCAAUAAAAGAUUUAAAUAAAGACUCUAUUUGGUUUAUUCGAUUUCAAUUAUUGAUUGAAAUUUUGAUACGCCUGGAAAAAUCAGAAACGGCAAAAACCGAAAUGAUAUUAAUUUGUCGUCAGUUUUAUAAAGAUUAUCCAAUUGAACUAGCUAAAAUAGACAAAUUUGAAGUAGAAGCUGAUGAUCCAUUAAGAGCUAUAUACUGGUAUACAGCUGCGUCGUUUCUCGUUCAUUUACUAAAUAAAGUAUGCGGUACAGAAGAUGUUGAUCAUACCUAUUAUUUUCGAUUAUUUAUUAGUAAUUUGCAUAAUCAAAUUGUUCAGUUGCAUUUACGUGAUAAAGAAACAUUAAGGUUAAAGAAAAAUAGGACUCUUUUCUACAGAGGAAAGUGUAUUGCUGCAAGUACGUUGGAAAAUUUAAGAAACAAUAUCAAUGGUCUUAUAUCAAUGAAUGGCUUUUUAUCGGUAACCACUGAUCAAGUUGUUGCUGAAUGCUAUACUGGUAACGGACAAGUUCAACGGGGUGUAUGUGUUCUAUUCAAGUUAAACGUUGAUCAUUCGACCACAUGUAAACCGUAUGCUGCUAUAAAACCUGAAGAUGGUUGUAUGAAAGACGAAGAAGAAGUUUUAUUUUCAAUUGGAAGUGUAUGGCGUAUAAACAGUGUAGAUGAAAUGACAGAUCGUAGUGGAAUGUGGUGUAUUGAAUUAACAUCAACUCAAGAUGAUAAUACACGUUCUGUAGAAUUAACGAAUUAUUUAAAACAACAAUUAGGUGAAACAUGUGAUCUGUUGACAUUAGGCGACUUUCUGAUGAAAAUGGGUGAAUAUGAUAAAGCUGAAAGAUAUUAUAGAAUGUUAGACGAAGGCCUUAAUUUACCUGAAAAUCAUUCAGAUCGUGCUAUUAUUUAUAAUCGUAUCGGUAUUGUUCGUCGAGAACGAGGUGAUCUGCAUAUAGCAAUCGAUUAUUUUGAAAAGGCGAUAAAAACUGCUCCAUUAGACAGCGAUACACAUACUACGGCUAAGUGUAAUAGAGAAAUAGCUCAAGCUGACCUAAAACCGUCGUCAAAAGUUUUUCUAAAUAAACGUCUAAGAUCAACUGAUAUAGUAACAAAAUCGUUAUCAGCCAAUCAUACAUCGGCAUCAAUAUUGGAAAAUAAUAUGGGAGAUGUUGCUUAUCAAACUGGCAAUUAUGACUUAGCUGUUGAUCAUUAUCAAAAGGCUCUCACUAUACUAAUGAAAUCAGAACUGGCUUAUCUAUUGGAGAUUUCAGUCGUUAAUAAUAAUUUAGGUGCAGUCGAAUAUGCUAAAAACAAUUAUCCUAAAGCAAAAGAAUAUUUUGACUUGGCUAUAUCUACAAUUCAACAAUUAAAUUUAUCGCAUCCAUGGAGAGCUGAAUAUGUAGAAAAUUUAGCAUGUGUACAACGAAAAAUGGGAAACAAAAGACAAAAAACUAAAUAA